Populus trichocarpa (black cottonwood) is the source of this 1701-nucleotide messenger RNA. RefSeq names its product acyl-coenzyme A thioesterase 2, chloroplastic. The record is from RefSeq and is a predicted model, not a curated record. Gene Ontology annotation, molecular function: fatty acyl-CoA hydrolase activity. The coding region runs from base 125 to 1459 and encodes 444 amino acids. Gene Ontology annotation, biological process: acyl-CoA metabolic process. The transcript is spliced from 5 exons. NCBI's taxonomy places the organism in Eukaryota, Viridiplantae, Streptophyta, Magnoliopsida, Malpighiales, Salicaceae.
GUGUAGUUUUUCACCAAACUAACACCAAAAGCAAAGCCCUUUGGUCUUUAAUCUUUGAUCUAUGAAUCAAAGAACCCAUUUGAGGAAUCCAAUUCUCAAAAUUUAGAAGGAAAGAAAGGAAGAAAUGGAAUACAAUUCCUCCUCUCCAAGAACCAUCCCUGUAGUCUCCACAUUUGCCAACCCCUUCGACAACGACACCAAUUCCCUUACUGGUGUCAACGGCCAAACACGGAAGCCCAUAGCUUUAUGGCCAGGGAUGUAUCAUUCACCAGUAACCAAUGCUCUGUGGGAAACAAGGUCCAAGACCUUUGAAAGACUUCUCGACCCUCCUAAAGAUGCACCUCCACAGAGUGAAUUGUUGACAAAAACUCCAAAACAGAGCCGUACUAGUAUCUUGUAUAGUUUCUCUGCUGAUCAUAUCCUAAGAGAGCAGUAUAGGGAUCCUUGGAAUGAGGUCAGGAUUGGUAAAUUGCUUGAGGAUCUUGAUGCUUUGGCUGGUACCAUCUCUGUAAAGCACUGUUGCGAUGAUGAUAACACAACAAGGCCACUGCUGCUGGUCACUGCUUCUGUUGAUAAGAUUGUCCUAAAGAAGCCAAUUAGUGUUGAUAUCGAUCUUAAAAUAGUUGGUUCUGCCAUAUGGGUUGGGCGGUCAUCAAUUGACAUUCAACUGGAGGUCCUUCAGUCUACUAAAGAGACCUCUGACACUUCAGACUCAGUAGCUUUGACAGCCAACUUCAUAUUUGUAGCCCGUGACUCUAAGACUGGGAAAGCUGCUCCAGUGAAUCGGCUGUCACCUGAAACUGAACAAGAAAAGUUACUUUUUGAAGAAGCUGAAGCAAGGAGCAAGCUGAGAAAGAAGAAGAAGGUAGAAGAAAAGAAGGAAUUUGAGAAUGGGGAGGUAAAUAGACUUGAAGCAUUGUUGGCUGAGGGACGAAUAUUCUGUGACAUGCCAGCCUUAGCAGAUAGAGACAGCAUUCUUCUAAGGGAUACACACCUUGAAAACUCUUUGAUUUGCCAGCCACAGCAAAGGAACAUCCAUGGUCGCAUCUUUGGAGGUUUCUUGAUGCAUCGGGCUUUUGAGUUGGCUUUCUCAACUGCUUAUGCCUUUGCUGGAUUGGUUCCUUACUUUCUUGAAGUUGAUCAUGUUGAUUUCUUAAGACCUGUUGAUGUUGGAGACUUCCUGCGUAUCAAAUCUUGUGUUCUUUACACAGAACAUGAAGACUCAGAAAAACCACUGAUCAACAUUGAAGUUGUUGCCCAUGUUACCAGGCCUGAGUUGAGGUCCAGUGAGGUAUCCAAUACAUUUUACUUCACUUUCACUGUGCGUCGAGAGGCAAAGGCCAUGAAUAAUGGAUUUAGGAUCCGGAAAGUGGUUCCUGCAACUGAGGAAGAAGCACGCCGUGUUUUAAAGCGGAUGGAUGCGGAGUCCUUGGAAUCCAACCAAGGCAAAAGCAAAUAGGAAUAUAUAUUACAAAUUCAAGACAAUAAAUUGCCAAGUAUUUGGCAGGUGUCCAGUUCCACGCAUUGGAGGGGCAAUCAAUCUCACUUGAUAUAAAGAUUAGUCAAGUUUGCUAUUUGUAAAGAUUUCCUGAUAAAUAUAGUAUUCCUGUCACGAGGAUAUGAACUCCUGGUUUGAAAUUUACCCGCCUGUAUUUCAGUACAUUACUGGAAAAUAAGAAAUGCUUCCCCUGCCUGAUUUAA